AUGUAAAGCAAAGUGUAGUCCGAUAUGCUCCUAGUAGUUGCGUCACAUGGCGCAGUUUGACGUAUCGGCGUCUGAUGCACUUCACGAAUAGCGACAACGGAAUAUUUAACAUACACGUACUUGAAAUUGCAAAAGCGCGCAGGUCCGAUCACGGUUUCGUCUUUUUUUUACACAGGUCGCGUUUUGUUUUAGAUCUUUUGACUUUCUAUAUUUACGUAUAUUUUUUCUGAGACUAUACAUUGGUUGACAUUCUUCCAAAGUUACACAACCUUUUUGCUUGGCAGAAUCAUAAUGUGACGACAAAUGUGUUUGACUGUGACAUGUGAGAAUACAAGAUUAUAAAAAUGAUAUUUGGAUGUGCUUCUGAGUAAUAUAUAGUUACUCAGCUACAAAUAAAAUUCCAAGUAUCCCUAAUUAUGUAUGCGCAAAUACUAAACAGAUAUUUGGAGAAACUAUUAAUAUGGAAGGAUCUGGAUUUAAGUAAUGGAAGAUGUCUAAUAAGUAAUCUUACACAAGAGGGAUAAAUAACCAGAUGACCUGUUAUAAAAAAUUAAAUUAAGAAAACUAUUAAAUUUUUGGAGCAACUUUUGCAUCACCAGUGGAUACAAUGUCAGGGCCUAUUGCAUCACAAACCAUAACUCAUCUACCAGAGAAAGAGCAUGGACCUGCUUCUGUAGACUAUUCUAGCAUCAGAGGCAAGAAUGUCUUAGUUAGUCCAUCUGAGGAUCAAUAUGAACUGUUGUUGAGAAAGCUAAAAGAAAGGAUUCAGGAUGGAGGCAGCGAGACCAUUUUUGACAUUGGUAUUGCUGAAGAUGGAUCUGAAGAUGGAUUAAAGGAGGAUGAAUAUGACGCAUCAGUUGCCACUUUACAAUCCCUUGCUGCGACAUUGGAGGCUGAUUGUGUACUUCUACGCCAAAGUAAAGUUGACCAUGGUUUAACAGGACAAUAUCUAGUAAGAAGGCGACUAGAUCGACAAGAUUUCCUGGAAAUAAGAGUUGCUGUUGUUGGAAAUGUAGAUGCUGGUAAAUCUACAUUAUUAGGAGUACUCACUCAUGGCGAGCUUGACAAUGGAAGAGGUCUGGCACGUCAAAAGUUAUUUCGUCACAAACAUGAAGCUGAAACUGGACGGACUAGCUCUGUUGGCAAUGACAUACUUGGAUUCGAUAGCGUCGGUAACGUAGUUAAUAAACCCGAACAUGGGUCGCUAGAUUGGGUAAAAAUAUGUGAAAAAUCCUCCAAAGUAAUUACGUUUAUUGAUCUUGCUGGUCAUGAGAGAUAUCUGAAGACAACUGUCUUUGGAAUGACAGGACAUGCUCCAGAUUUUGGCAUGUUAAUGAUUGGAGCAAAUGCUGGUAUUGUGGGAAUGACCAAGGAACAUUUGGGCCUCGCUUUAGCACUGUCCGUACCGGUAUUCGUUGUUGUAACGAAAAUCGAUAUGUGUCCACCGAAUGUCCUACAAGAAAACUUAAAGCUAUUAAUAAGGAUUCUGAAGUCGCCUGGUUGCAGAAAAGUUCCAGUUACAGUGAAGACACCUGAUGACGUAGUAGUCAGCGCUACUAAUUUUGUGUCAGAACGGUUGUGUCCAAUUUUCCAAGUAUCUAACGUAUCUGGCGAAAAUCUAAAUCUUCUUAAGAUGUUUCUCAACUUACUAACGGCAAGGAUUACUAGUCACGACGAUGAACCUGCAGAGUUUCAAAUCGACGACACAUAUUCCGUACCGGGCGUUGGUACAGUGGUAUCUGGCACAACUUUGAAAGGUAUCAUAAAGUUAAAUGAUACCUUACUGUUAGGGCCUGAUCCGUUAGGUCGUUUCACACCGAUAGCCGUGAAAAGCAUCCAUCGAAAGAGAAUGCCGGUUCGUGAAGUGAGGGGCGGUCAAACUGCUAGUUUUGCCUUGAAAAAGAUCAAACGAUCGCACAUUCGCAAAGGUAUGGUGAUGGUCGCGCCUGUGCUCAACCCGCAAGCCUGUUGGGAAUUUGAGGGUGAAAUUUUGGUGUUACAUCAUCCCACCACGAUCAGCUCGCGUUAUCAGGCGAUGGUACAUUGCGGCAGCAUAAGGCAAACUGCCUCUAUAUUAUCCAUGUCUCAAGAUUGCUUGAGAACGGGCGACAAAGCUUUAGUACAUUUUAGAUUUAUCAAACAUCCAGAAUACAUAAAACCUGGACAAAGAAUGGUGUUCAGAGAGGGUCGUACUAAAGCAGUGGGAAACGUAUUGAAACUUAUACCGCAUUCGAGUGGCACAACUGUACAGACAUCUAGGAUUAAUAAGCCGAAUAAAACAUCGCAAGGACGACAGAACACGUCAAAUGUGCAGGUAUCGGAAGUAACAGAAGCUGACUCAAUGAUCGAAACACAAACGGCCAAGCAGGAAAACGUACCACAAAAAUUCGGGUUAAAUCAGAAGAAAGGUAGAGGUCGAAGAGGAGGGCGAUCACAUAAUAACGUCAAUAGCAUUCAACCCUUAGCGGAGCAAAAUCCUCCUGCAAAGAUGUAAAUUGACAUUUUUAUUUUUUCGUUAAAAAGAACAUACUAUAGAAUAUAUCCAAGCACAUAUUGUGCUAUAAAUUUAUUACAGUACAAACGAUUUUUCGAUCAUUAAUCGCGUUAAGAAGAUAUUCUUUUAAUAAUAUAAAAUAUUGGUCGUAUAUAAAUCGUGUUAUUUUUAUAAAAGGCACAUGUGUAUCUUAAAUUCGUACUACAUAUAGGUAAAAUCAGAGUAGUACAUGUAUGUCUUUAUUUCUGCCGUAUAAAUAGGGAGAUAUACAAUAUGUAUAAUCGGAUACAUUAAAAUUCUAUCUGGUGCUUCAUAAGAAAGUUCGUGACAUGCGGAUUAUUGAAUCUUUCAUAUAAUAAAGAUAUUAUAUUGUCGACUAUGUAAGUAAUAAGACUCAUUAUUUAAAUACUUAAAAAAACUUGACUAAUGACUUUAUUAAAUGUAAUCCAUCAAAUACCAUUAGUGUAUCCGAUUGCACAUAGACACACAUUUAUACGAAAAAAAUAAGCUGUAAUUUCUUUUUUAAUGUCUUUAAAAUUUAAUAAUAAAAAUACACCGAUUUUGUGUCUCGUCAUAA
Odontomachus brunneus is the source of this 3071-nucleotide messenger RNA. RefSeq names its product GTP-binding protein 1 (gene GTPBP1). NCBI's taxonomy places the organism in Eukaryota, Metazoa, Arthropoda, Insecta, Hymenoptera, Formicidae. Gene Ontology annotation, molecular function: translation elongation factor activity; GTP binding; GTPase activity. The record is from RefSeq and is a predicted model, not a curated record. The transcript is spliced from 12 exons. Gene Ontology annotation, biological process: translational elongation. Bases 608 to 2494 code for a protein of 628 amino acids.